AUAUGCGUAAAAAAUAUACCGUGCAAACAGUUAUGCAUCUAAAUAAAAUGUUUAUAUUUCUAUCAUAAGCAAACAUAAAUAACAUUGUCAAUUUUGCUACAGCAAUAAUCAAUCGAACGCGGUUAUGAUUUGGAUAUUCAAAUUUUUAAUAUUCCUUUUUUAUUACGUUGCUGUCACCACAUUCCUUAUUUAUCUGUAUGUAAACAAUGCCAUCAACUUUUUUGAAUUGAAUGUAUUCUCAUCGUCGGCGUCUGCAACUAAGCACAGUUACGACAUUAUAAUCGUUGGUGGUGGAACUGCCGGUUUGACAAUAGCCGCUGGACUGAAAGAGAAAAAUGUAUUGAUUAUCGAGGCUGGUGCCGAUUUUCAAUCGCCAAAUGCCCAAAUUUCAUCAUCAAUUGGACGAAUACUUCAUAACAUACCGAUUGCAACGCCAUUGCUACAGUUUCAUGAGCUAUUCGAUUGGCAAUACAAAACUCAACCGCAAAAAGAUGCAUGCAAAGCGCUCACCAAUAAUGUUAGUCAUUGGCCAACGGGAAAAGGAUUCGGUGGAACGCAACUCAUCAACAAUAUGAUUUACGAACGUGGUCAUGAGGAUGAUUUUCGCAAUUGGUUCAACAUCGAUCCCAAUGAAUAUAAUUUUAAGACGUUUGUCCAAGAAAUUUUACCAUUUUAUGAAGAAUUCGAAGAGUUUAUCGAAAUAUCUGAACUGCGAAGCACAACCAAAGCAGCCAAUGCAUUUAUUGAAUCCAAAAAACAGCUUGACGACCCAAAUAUACUUGAGUUUAAAUUGCCCGAAGUGGUACAAGAUAAUGGUAAACGUUGGAGCGUUGUAAAUUCAUACCAUUCAUUUCCGAAUGCAAAAAAAUAUCGAGUACUCUCGGAUGCAAGAGCCGAACGUAUUUUAUUUGAUGGCGAUGCGGGUGAUGCAAAAACAACAUUAAAAGCGGUCGGUGUUCGUUAUCGAAAGUUGGGCAAUCUGUACGAGGUGCGAGCAACAAAAGCUGUGAUAAUAGCCGGUGGAACAAUUGGUACGCCAACAUUACUGCUGAAAUCGGGCAUUGGACCAGAGAAUUUAUACACACAGACAACAAAUAAAACGGCAAAAAAAGACACCAAAACAACUGCCGACGAUCCAUUGAAGUUAAAACUUCAAAAGCAUUUACCGGCUGUUGGACAAUAUUUACAAGAUCAUGUAACAACCGGUAUUGAUUUGAUUACAUUAAAUCAAUCGCUUGGUUUCGAACCAUGGAAUUUAUACAGCAUAAAACAUUUGUGCGACUAUUUUUGGAAUGGUGAAGGACCGUUUACGAUGGGCGGCUGUGAAGGUCUUGGUUUUGUUCGAACCAAUUUGGAUGCAUCACAUGUGCCAGACUUGGGUUUUAUGCUUAUACCAAUGGGUUCAACACUCGAUGCUGGCGUCUAUUUUCGACGUUUAUUUAAUAUUAACGAACGCACUUGGAAGGAAUAUUUUCAACCGUUGAUUGCAACGUCAACGAUUUCAUUGCUUCCGAUUGUUUUACAUCCGAAAUCACGUGGUUUUGUUACGAUUCGAUUGAAUCGGGAUGAUGAUGUUGAAACAAUCAUCGAUCCACAAUAUUUAUCACAUCAAUAUGAUGUUGAUGUUUUGGUAACUGGACUUAAGUUGAUUCAAAAAAUUGUCGAAACACCAGCAUUUCAGGCACUUGGCGCAUCAAUAACACAACGAUCGUUACCGGGAUGCAAUCAAUUUCGUUUUGCAUCCGAUGAAUAUUGGCAAUGCUAUGCAAAACAUUUAACAUUAACCGCUUAUCAUCCGGUUGGAACGUGUCGCAUGGGAUUCAAUCAAAGUGAGUCGGUUGUUCAUCCAACCACAUUUCAAGUGCAUGGCGUUGAACAAUUAUACAUUUGCGAUGCAUCCAUUAUGCCAUCAUUGCCAAGUGCCAAUCCACAAUCGACAAUCGGUAUGCUUGCUCGUAAAUUUUUACAUUCAUUUUAUGCACUACAACCAACACACAAUUCAGAAGACAGCUUGUAAUUUAGUCAUUUGAAUACAAAUACAGUGUUUAUUUAUUUAUCCAAUGAAAAUAAAGUCAAAGAACAUUUUUUUGUGAUUUUGAACAUUCAACACAUAUUCCAGCAUCAGUUUUUAUUCCGCUUGAUGACAUCAUAUGAAACAAUUUUCAACUACCAACAUUGCGGCUAAUACACAUUACAAAGAUAUUUUUUUUUAUAAGUUUUUUUUUUCGCUUCAAUUAAUUCAUACAAAAAUCAAGCUCAUAUUAAAGAUUUUUUUUUUGUACAAACACUCCUAUUGGUGUGAUAAUAAAAAAAACUGUGACAUACCGCAAAGAAAUAGAAGUCAUGGAUUUUGCUGAAGCAGAAAGAGAAUCUAAUCAGUAGUCAUUAUAAUGCAGUCAUUCAACAAUUUCUAUUUUAUGUUCCCAAACUCUAGUUUUUCUUUUGAAGACAAAAGCUAAAUAAAAUCGAAAUCAGCAACAA
Molecule: messenger RNA, 2481 nt
Organism: Contarinia nasturtii (swede midge)
Lineage: Eukaryota; Metazoa; Arthropoda; Insecta; Diptera; Cecidomyiidae
Product: alcohol dehydrogenase [acceptor]-like
Exons: 3
Coding region: 125-2017 (630 amino acids)
Molecular function (GO): ecdysone oxidase activity; flavin adenine dinucleotide binding
Source: RefSeq, a predicted model, not a curated record